This is a messenger RNA of Chondrus crispus (carragheen), 1353 nucleotides long. RefSeq lists its product as hypothetical. Gene Ontology annotation, molecular function: nucleic acid binding. The coding region runs from base 1 to 879 and encodes 292 amino acids. The record is from RefSeq and is a predicted model, not a curated record. The transcript is spliced from 2 exons. Lineage: Eukaryota; Rhodophyta; Florideophyceae; Gigartinales; Gigartinaceae.
AUGUCUACAAUAGGAGCACCCUACCCAUCUCCUGAGGAGCGUUCGCGGGCAGUAUUGGUACAAAAUAUAAGCCACGUUGCGACUUCCGCAGCGAUCGAAGAGUUCUUCUCAUUCUGCGGUCCUGUUGUCGACCAUCGCUUACGUACUGUUCCACCCAGCAAGGCAGGCGAAGACCCAACCUUGGAAGCCGUGGUCAUUUUUGCAGACGACCGCGUGUGCGAAGACGCCCUCGUCAUGAACGAAUCAUCCAUCGUCGACCAACCUGUGUCCAUAACUCGCGUGCCGCAGGACUACGACUUUAACAAACCCAUGUCUGAUAGUCUGCCAACAGCCACUGCCCAACCGCAAGGAAUGUUUGGCGGGUUUUCUGCCUUUGGAGACCUGUUCGCUGGCGUGGGCAGUGCCGUCGCAACUGAAGUCGGCAAAGCCGGCAAAAUGCUCGACUCUGCCACGGACGGCGGGGUACUGAAGCAAGCGAAAGACCAGGUCGCGCUUGCAACGCAAAGGACACGCGAUUUUGCUGUGGACUUGGAUGACAAGUGGCAUGUGCGGAAUAACAUUCUAAAUGCGGCCGAAGUUGGGAAGGCAAAAGCAUCGGAGGUCGCAAAUGUCGUCGCAACGCAAACAACUUCAAUGGCUACAGAAGUUGACAACAGACUGCACAUAACCGAAAACACAGGCAAGCUGGCGGAGAAGGCCCGCGAAGUGCCUGCUGUUAACCAAGGUGUCGCCGCGAUAACCGGCGGCUUCCAAACUCUCAUGGCUCAAACGGGCCUUGCGCAGCCAGAGCAUGGCAAUGCACCUACAACGCCCGCCGCCGGUGCUACUUCAGGAGCGCAAACAGUUCAAGAAGCCCCAACAGCAACGCAAUCACAAUAGCGCCGGAAUAGAGAGUGAGCAUCCUGAAAGCUUGUAGGCAUUUGCUAUCGCAUUUCUUCUGGAGCAUCGGUUAAGCGUAGCGCAACUGCAUGUACAAGAAGUUUACUCAUCUGGUGUAUAGCGACUGCCCUCACUCCUCAUGUUUUCAGAUAACUUAAAUCUCCCUUCGCGUGACAAAGUUCUGCUGCAGCCUUUGUGACUUUCUUCGCGAGAUCUCUCACGUCAACACUAAUUCGUUGGUAUGAAGCGCACUGCCGCAAACGCUUCAACGCGCGCGAGCUAUCCUCAUCCUUUUCUGGGACAGUAUAUUCAUUGAGAAUAUUUGUACUUCUUCGCACUGUCUCUUGAGCAAACCGGGUCGCAGAGGUGCGCCAGUGCGAAAGGAAGGCUUGUCUUUCACUAGACGAAAUUGGAUUAAAAUGCUUGACGCAAGAUGAGAACACCUCAUCAUCUGGUUGACUCCAAACGUAUGAA